AGUGAAAUAAGAAAAAAAUAAAGAGUAGAUCAGCAAAUAAUAACAUUUGUGUGUUGAAUAAUAUUUACAUGGUAAUAUGAUAAUAGUUAUAAGUGGAUUUUAUCGAACGAUGUAUAGAAGAAAAGUAAUGUUUCUACGUUUCCGAACGUGAAUGUAGGUCAGAAUAUUCGAUGAAAGCGUAAUAAAAUAUAAUGCAAGCAAUGAAUUGCGCUCAGUCGUAGUGUCAUUUCAAAACUCCACAAAGGAUGUUCUACAUUAUCUUUUUUUUUUUUUCUUACGAAUUUUGAAUACCAAGUUCUUCGAUUAGUGUGUUUGAAAUAAUUAAUUAACAGGAAGAAAAUAAAUGACAUUAUUUUUGUUGAAGUAUAUCUUAGAAAUGUAUUUAUCUGGGGAAUUUCGACGUAGCGUCAAACCGUUGAUAAUAAUGAAUUCGAUUUUUACUACUGGUCUACUGGAAUAUUUCGUCGAUAUUAAGAUUAACGCAAUCGGUAUAACUUAUGUUUGUUUCUCUAUUGUUUUCUAUUUCUCGCUGAUCUAUUCAUUAUCGCUACCUAUUACAAUAUUUGAACAAAAUCAACCGUCAAUUGCAAAACUAACACUACAAAUAUACGUUUACAUCGAUUACUUAUUUUACAUUAUCACUAUUAUCACUGGGAUUCUUAGACGAAAGAAGGUAAGACGUUUCACAUUGCAAUUGGAAACGUGUAUUCGAACUAUGGAUCAGCUGAAUAUACCAAUGAAUUUGUCUAAAUCUUUUUGGCAACAAUAUUAUCCUAUCUUAUUUUUCGUUUUCAUCGUAAUGUCUAUGGCAGUUUUAGAUUAUUCAUGGAUAAUAUUAAUAGAGUCUUGUUAUUGGAAAAUAUUUAUUUAUUUUUACCUCGAACGUUAUCCCUUUAUUAUAUUAUUAGUAAUUGAUGUUACUUUCGUAUUCUGGAUAAGGUAUAUAAAAAUCAAAUUUAGUCAAUUGAAUGAACUAUUGAAAGAUAUGCUUACAACUACUAUUCAUUCGCCGCAACAUAAAAGAGUCCUUCGAUAUAGGAGUAACAGCAAGAACGAUUCUCCGUUAUUAAAUAUUCAUCGAACUUAUAAACCUAACGAAGACAUUAUGAAGAUAAAAAAAGUCAGGGAAAUACAUCUGGAAUUAACCAAGUGUGCUAAAAAUACAAACGAUGCGUAUAGCUCAUAUACAUUGUUCUCUCUAAUAACAACUUUCAUUUUAAUCACUAUUACAACUUACAAUGCUUACUAUCAUUUAAUAAUUAAAUGCUAUUAUACGGAUCUCUUGCAAUGUUUUACUUAUUUAUAUUGGAUUUCUUACUUUGGUUUCAAGAUUAUCAUUGUAAGUCAUGUAUGUGCAAGAACUUCUUUACAUGCGACAAAUACCGGAGAUAUCCUUUGUGAAUUGUACGAACCGUCAACUUGCAAGGAAUUUCGUGCUGAGAUUCAUAACUUUACUCUACAACUUAUUCAAAAUCCGCUGUCAUUUACAACUUGUGGUUUCUUUAAUCUCGAUUAUACAUUGAUACAUGGUAUGUUCGGUGCUGUUAUAACUUACCUCAUUAUUCUCAUUCAAAUUGAAAAUGUAUCAUCAUAUACUUUCGUUGAAAGUUCGACCUUCACGAAAAUUACUUUAACUUAUACGUUAAAAAAUUUAAUUGAUAUUUUGGCGGAAGACCAAUUAACAAAAACGGCAGUAAUAAUUAGCAAGUUCGAAUAUUUUAGUAACUUCUUUCUCUAUGUCAUAUCACUUUUUGCUGGUUUAGUUAGAGAAAAGCAAAUAAAAUUCUUCAUAGAACAAUUGGAAAUUUGUACACGAAAAAUUGAUGAAUUAAACAUAUCGACAAUUUAUUCUUCUCUUUUCCAAUAUCAAUGUAUCGUAGGUGUAUUUUUGAUUUUUAACAUGUCAAGCUUAAUUUUACUCGAUAUAUUUUGGUACAUCCAUAAGAACUUAUCACACAAUAAUAUUUUAAUACUACACUAUUGUUACUUCAACAAUUAUCCUACCAUCGUAAUAAUGAUUAGCAACUUUACUUUUAUCUUUUGGAUCAGAUAUAUAAAAAUCAAAUUUGGUCAAUUGAAUAAUGUACUUCAAAGUAUGCUGACAACAACUAUCGAUUCCCCACAACAUAAGAGAGUGCUCCGAAUGAAAGACAAUUGGGAAGAUGAUUCUUCGUUAUCUAUUGUUUAUCGAAUGUACAAAGCGAAUGAGAACCUUGUGAAAUUAAAGAGGGUCAAACAAAUUCAUUUGGAAUUAAUAAAAUGUGCCAGAAUAAUAAAUGACGCUUAUGGAUUACAAAUGCUUUUAUCCACGUCGUCAUCCGUUGUAUUUCUAAUUACAUUAUUACAUGACUUAUACAUUAACGUAUCAGGAUACGAAUUGGACAAUUGGAUAGAAAAUUUCUAUGAGCUAUUAUAUUGGAUUAUUUUUUAUGUUAUUGAGAUUUUUACAAUUAGCAAUAUAUGUGAGGCAACGAUGACGGAAGUACUAAAAUCUUUUGGAAUUAUAAGAGAUAUUAAUAGAAAUGCAUAUUAUAUGAUUUCUCUUAUUUUUCUAUAUGCUGAGAAAAUUGGUGAUAUACUUUAUGAACUGUAUGAACCAUCGACCAGCAAGAAAUUUCGCGAUGAAAUUCGUGAUUUUACGUAUCAACUAGUUCAAAAUCGUUUGAUCUUCACCGCCUGCGGAUUCUACAAUCUAGAUCGUAAAUUUAUAUACAGUGCGAUCGGUUUGAUUAUUACUUAUAUCGUUAUUCUUAUUCAAAUUGGAGAUAAACCUAAAAUAUUGUCUAACAAUAUGUAUUCCAAUUCAACAUCGAGGAUAUGA
This is a messenger RNA of Vespa mandarinia (Asian giant hornet), 2821 nucleotides long. RefSeq lists its product as uncharacterized. The record is from RefSeq and is a predicted model, not a curated record. NCBI's taxonomy places the organism in Eukaryota, Metazoa, Arthropoda, Insecta, Hymenoptera, Vespidae.